AUGGGAAAGACCAAAAACACAUCCCUGGAAACCGUGGUGACAGAUUUCAUUCUCCUGGGCUUAUCUCAUCCCCCAAAUCUGAGGAUCCUUCUCUUCCUGGUCUUCUUCAUCAUUUACAUCCUGACUCAGCUGGGGAACCUGCUCAUUCUGUUCACUGUGUGGGCUGACCCAAAGCUCCAUGCUCGCCCCAUGUACAUUCUUCUGGGCGUGCUCUCAUUCCUGGACAUGUGGAUCUCCUCAGUCAUUGUUCCUCGCUUUAUUCUAAAUUUCACUCCAGCCAGUAAGGCAAUCCCAUUUGGUGGCUGUGUGGCUCAGCUAUAUGCCUUUCACUUCCUGGGCAGCACCCAGUGCUUCCUCUACACCUUGAUGGCCUAUGACAGGUACCUGGCAAUAUGCCAGCCCCUGCGCUACCCGGUGCUCAUGAAUAGGAAACUAUGCACCAUUCUUGUGGCUGGAACUUGGGUGGCCGGCUCCAUCCAUGGGUCUAUCCAAGCCAUCCUGACCUUCCGCCUGCCUUACUGUGGGCCCAACCAGGUGGAUUACUUUUUCUGUGACAUCCCUGCAGUAUUGAAACUGGCCUGUCCCUUCUCCUACCUGUAA
This is a messenger RNA of Hipposideros armiger (great roundleaf bat), 600 nucleotides long. RefSeq names its product olfactory receptor 10G2-like. Gene Ontology annotation, biological process: G protein-coupled receptor signaling pathway. The record is from RefSeq and is a predicted model, not a curated record. Lineage: Eukaryota; Metazoa; Chordata; Mammalia; Chiroptera; Hipposideridae. The transcript is spliced from 2 exons. Gene Ontology annotation, molecular function: G protein-coupled receptor activity; olfactory receptor activity. Gene Ontology annotation, cellular component: membrane. The coding region runs from base 1 to 600 and encodes 199 amino acids.